Molecule: messenger RNA, 5846 nt
Organism: Oryzias latipes (Japanese medaka)
Lineage: Eukaryota; Metazoa; Chordata; Actinopteri; Beloniformes; Adrianichthyidae
Gene: slc4a3
Product: solute carrier family 4 member 3
Biological process (GO): transmembrane transport; regulation of intracellular pH; bicarbonate transport
Cellular component (GO): plasma membrane
Molecular function (GO): monoatomic anion transmembrane transporter activity; solute:inorganic anion antiporter activity
Source: RefSeq, a predicted model, not a curated record
ACAAAGCAGCAGCGCGUCCAUCGAGGACUUGAAACAGUCAGGUCCACGGUCACGUGGUCCCACGGAGCAUCCUGGCGGAUCCUGCGUGUCUCCGUGCCUCCACAUGGACCUUCCCCGUCCUCUCCGUGGUUAACCGCAGCCUCUGCCUCUUUUCUUCCGCUGUUGGCUUGUUCUCCUUUUCUUGCAGGUAGGUGGGUCCUCAAAUACGCCACAGCUGGAUGGAUUUAUGAUCGGACAGUGAACGCAACGCCAAACUAGAAGAUCUUUUGCAAACAAAAAUUUUAGAAAUGCAAAUGCAAAAAAGAAAAAAGGUGGAAAUACUGUGUGGAGGUUCGCUGGGAGAGAUGCGCCGCUGCGUUGUGCGCAGGCGGAGGCUGUUGUGCUGUUUUUGUGUCGAUUUGUGCUGCACCGGUUUGUGUUUGCAGUCCACCAAUCCAACAUCCGGAUCAGAUUUGCGUUCAUUAUUAUUAUUAUUAUUUUUUUUUUUUUAUUAAACGUGACAUUAAAUCUGAGACUUAAAAAAGGAGGGUUCACACUGGGAGAUAAUGACUCAGCAAUCAUCUGCUGACGAAAGGAAACUGAACUAACUUCCGAGAAGCGGUUGGGUUGUUUCCAUGGAAACCAGCUGGAGCCAAUGUUACCUGACACCCUCCAGCCUGUGUGUUUUGCAAAUAGGGAAUCUUGGAGUGAAGUGUGAAUAUUGAUUUGUGCAGCGCUUCCAGUGUGAUCAUUCCACCAGAGGAAGCUCAGCUGCUGAGUUAUGCCAUCCCAAAGGCUUCCUGGAUCGCCAGCCGAGAAAGAGAAGGGCUGAUCCUUGUCUUCCUCCUGGUUGUUGCUUUUUCUGCAUCCCAUCUUUCCUACCCUUCUCCCAUCAUUCUUCUUCUUCUUUGACCCUUACUUUUUACUUCUGUACUAAGCUUUUUUCCCCUAGUUUUCUCAUUUUCCGCCACUCUUCACAUCCCAAUAUGUCACCCUGCCUCACAUCCAUAUAACCAGUGGUUCUAUUCCCGCAACGCUAGCCAACUUUCCUUCAGGUCUGCUUGCUUCCUUGACAAGUCUGUUACCCCUCAACCCUCUGGCUGCUCGCAGAGUCACAUGGCUUCAGGAGGCCAUGCUCCUGACAUAGAUGUGGGAAAACCGUUACAGGUGAAGGUGGACGAGGACAAAAACGAUGCUUCUGUGGAGGAACUGGAGGAGGAAAAGGAGGAAGACUGGGAAAAGGCCCUGUCUGUAGAACGUUUUGGAGACAUUCUUAGUGAUUCUGCUUCUACUAAUGGGGAUCGAAUAGGGCGCCACUACACUGAGAAAGACUUUGAAAAUCACAGACACAUGUUUCAUCACACGCACCACCCGUUAUCCACCCACCUGCCUGCACCCCAGCGGUCCCGAAAGCGGGCGCACAGCAUAGAGAAAAGGCAUAAAAGGAGCAGAAAGAAGAAAAAGACGUCACUUCCCCCCUCCAAUGUAACACCCACCAUCCAUGAGGUGGAUGAGGAAGAGGCAGGGUCUGACACAGAAGGACAGGGGGUUGAUGCCACGCCCACAGGACUGCCACCACAGUUUAGUUUUGGGAACCAAGAUGACUUAGAGGAAUCCAUUCCACUUGCAACUGUCCACCUCGAAAAUGAGGAGCAGCCACUCCAGAGGGCAGCCGCAGCCCCUCUAAGGAAAGAGGUCGCCCAUAAUGGAGAAAUCGCUGUAAAUGGAGAGAAGAUUGAGCUGAAUGGGGAAGAAACAGCCUGCAGCAGUGCCCCACCAGGUUCAGAUCCCUCAAGUUCAACCCCAACGCGCAGCUGGUUUCGCAGAAAGCCCCUGCACCAUCGCCUCACAGGGGCCCAGCGAAACAGCUACGACCUCCGUGACCGAAUCUGCAUCGGCAGCAUGACGGCACUGGAGACUGCCGUAUACCAGCAGGUUCCCACUGAUGAGGCCGAAGCCCAAAUGCUGGCCAGUGCUGACCUGGAUGACAUGAAAAGUCACAGGUUUGAGGACAACCCCGGAGUGCGUCGUCACCUCGUGAAGAAGUCAUCUCGGUGUCAGCUGUCGCGUUCCAGCAACAGCUCCCCCCCUUUAUCCAGUCUGAAGAAGAAAAAGAGGGCAGCAGAGAAGAAAAUUCAUGAGCUCUUUGUGGAGCUGAAUGAGCUGAUUGUGGAGAAAGAGCAGGAGAUGCGUUGGAAGGAGCGCGCUCGCUGGAUCAAGUUUGAAGAAGACGUAGAGGAGGAGACAGAGCGCUGGGGAAAGCCUCAUGUGGCCUCGCUGUCAUUUCGCAGUUUGUUGGAGCUUCGUCGCACCAUCACACACGGUGCCAUCCUGUUGGACCUUGAGCAGAACACUCUGCCAGGCAUUGCCCAUCUGGUUGUAGAAACGAUGAUCAUUUCCGAUCAGAUUAGAGCGGAGGACAGACCCAGCGUUCUCCGGGCUCUGCUUCUCAAACACAGCCACCCAAGUGAUAUGAAGCAUCGCUUUCACCGCCAUCAAUCGUCUGGCAGUCUUCAUGCCAGCUUCAACCACAACCAUUCCCAAGACACCAGUCAGCCACUGGUGGCAGAGGAAUCAGAAGAGCAUCAUGAAAUCAAAGGGCCAGUUUACGACCCCAAACAAGAUGUUUUUGUCAGCCUGUUUAAAUCCCUCCACCCUCUGCCUGCUGAGAGCCAUCACGGUGCCGCCAGAUCCAUGAAAUUGCUUUCCAAGAUUCCUAAGGAUGCAGAAGCCGUCAUUGUUUUAGUUGGCUGUGUUGACUUCCUGGAGCAGCCAGCGAUGGCCUUUGUCCGGUUGAAUGAAGCGUCCCUGCUGGAGUCUGUACUUGAAGUACCCGUACCCGUACGAUUUAUUUUUGUCCUGCUCGGCCCCAGCCAGUCCAAUGUGGAUUAUCACGAGAUUGGACGCUCCUUUGCCACCCUUAUGUCUGACAAGAACUUCCACGAGGUGGCGUAUUUUGCUGACGAUAGGCAGGACCUCCUAAAUGGGAUUAAUAAGUUUCUGGACUGCAGCAUUGUCAUUCCACCCUCAGACAUUGAAGGCAAAGACCUGCUGAAGACAGUGGCCGACUUCCAGAAGCAGAUUUUGCGCAAGAGGAGGGAGAGGGAAGGGAAGAAGCAUCACCCCAUGUUAGGAGCAGAACAGGACAACAAAGAUGUGACUCCAAAUGAGGAGGAGGAGGAGGAGGACCACGAGGUAGACCCAUUGACACGCUCUGGUAUCCCAUUCGGGGGUCUGAUCCACGACAUCCGCCGGCGUUAUCCACUGUACAUAAGUGAUUUUAAAGACGCCCUGGACAUGCAGUGCAUUGCUGCGGUCAUCUUCAUCUACUUUGCUGCACUAUCCCCAACCAUCACCUUUGGAGGCCUGCUGGGAGAGAAAACAGAGGGGAUGAUGGGAGUGACUGAGCUCAUAGUCUCAACAGCAACUCUUGGAGUUUUAUUCUCUCUGUUUGCUGGUCAGCCACUCCUCAUCAUUGGCUUUUCAGGACCUUUACUGGUUUUUGAGGAAGCUUACUACAAGUUUUGUCAGGCCUACAAGUUUGAGUACCUGACCGGUCGAGUUUGGAUUGGUUUCUGGCUCAUUGGCAUCGUUCUGGUGAUUGUGGCGGCAGAGGGCAGCUUCCUGGUCCGCUACAUCUCACCCUUCACUCAGGAGAUUUUUGCUUUCCUUAUAUCCCUCAUUUUCAUUUAUGAGACAUUCUCAAAGCUAUUCAAGGUGUUUAAGGAGCACCCCCUGAUGGCUGUGUACCCCACGGACACCACUGCGGCUACAGGGUUUCCAAAUGAAGACAAUCUCAUCUUCAAUCAGCCCAACACAGCUCUUCUAUCUUUGGUGCUCAUGAUGGGCACCUUCUUUAUUGCAUUCUUCCUUAGAAAGUUCCGAAACAGUCGAUUCUUAGGUGGGAAGGCCAGGAGAAUUAUCGGGGACUUUGGCAUCCCUAUCUCAAUCUUAGUUUCAGUAUUAGUGGAUUACUCAAUCACUGACACCUACACACAGAAACUCAAUGUGCCAUCAGGCUUCUCAGUGACUUCUCCUGAUAAAAGAGGAUGGUUCAUCAGUCCAUUUGGUGACAAGCAGCCCUUCCCAACUUGGAUGAUGGGAGCAUCCGUUGUUCCAGCGCUGCUUGUUUUUAUUCUCAUAUUUAUGGAAACUCAGAUCACUUCAUUGAUAGUUAGUAAGAAAGAACGCCGGCUGAUUAAAGGCUCAGGCUUUCACUUGGAUCUCCUCCUCAUCGUUAUCCUCGGUGCCAUUUGCCCUCUUUUUGGCCUUCCCUGGCUCACUGCAGCCACUGUGCGCUCUGUCACUCAUGUCAACGCUCUCACUGUAAUGAGCAAAGCCACAGCUCCUGGCGAAAAGCCCAUGAUCCAGGAGGUGAAAGAGCAGAGGCUCACUGGACUUCUUGUGGCUGUGCUUGUGGGAAUGUCCAUUGUGAUGACGGAUGUUCUGCGCCUGAUCCCUCUUGCUGUCCUGUUUGGUAUCUUCCUGUACAUGGGGGUCACAUCUCUCACGGGCAUCCAGCUGUAUGAACGCAUUACACUCAUGGUCACUCCUGCCAAGCACCACCCUGACCACAUCUACGUCACCAAGGUGAAGACAUGGCGCAUGAACAUGUUUACCAUCAUUCAGCUGACGUGCAUCGUGGCUCUUUGGGUAGUGAAGUCCACUGUGGUCUCCCUGGCAUUCCCCUUCAUCCUCAUCAUGACAGUUCCUCUGCGCCGCCUCAUCCUUUCCAGGAUAUUCGAGGAGCGUGAGCUCCAGGCGCUGGAUUGUGAUGAAGAUUCCCCCAAUUUUGACGAAGACGGCAGAGACGAGUACAACGAGAUCCACAUGCUAGUAUAAAUUUAAUGUAAAUCCUGCCGAUAGAAAGUCUGUUCCUUCUCUAGCAGCUCUCACUGAUCAAAGCACACAAACCUCUUUGGAAACUGGACUGACUUUGGUGAUAAAGUGAAAAAAGAAAAAAGCUGUUUGUUAAACACUAUUAAAUUAUUGCUGAGUUAGCACGUUUUUGCCUUUGUUUAUGCCAAAUGUUAAAAUCACAAUGUUGAUGUUAUAUUGACUUCAUGCCCUAAGAUUUAUUUAUUUGUUAGUCAAAAAGCUAGCAGGUACCUUUGGAAAAAUACCCAAAGCAAAAAAAACACAUUUUAUCCUUUAUGUCCCUUUAAUUGUUCUGCAGGUUCUGAGCACACAUGCAAUUUUGACUUCUAGGACGACAAAAGAGGAUCAUUUUUUUGUGUUGUUCAAAAAGUGUGGUAUCAUCCAAACUAGUAAUUGUUUAGAUGAGAUGAACAAAAUCCCCAAAACCCCUGAGUGAUUGUCACUGCCUGCUGUUUAGCUGCCUUUUUUCCUCUUUGCCACUGUACUGCCAUUGUUUUUUCUGUUGCAACGACAUGCAAACAAGGAGUUAAACGGUCUUUUUCCAUUUUGUGCAGACUUUGGAAGGGGAGCACUUUAACUGAGCAAAAGUUCACAUUUGUUGCUGCCAGCCGCCCUGCCCUCUUUAAAAAGUAAUUGUCUUUGAAAGCCAAACAUCUCUGUAAAUAGAGAGGUGAGAUGUAUGAUUGUAACUUGUAAGGUUAUACCCUCAGGCCCCCUCAGUGAAUCCCCUCGAUUUACCCCAUAUAUAUAUAUAUAUAUAUAUAUAUAUAUAUAUAUAUAUAUAUAUAUAUAUAUAUAUAUAUAUAUAUAUAUAUAUAUAUAUAUAUAUGUAUUAUCCCGAUCUUUAUUUUUCUACUUUGUCCUAUCUAUAUAUAUUAUUUUGUGAUGGACUUUUUACCAUGUAAGACUCUCAGUGGUGUUAGAAUAUGAAUAGCUUACAGUGCUAUAAGAGUUAUUCUAAUAUAUUAAUAAAAAUGAAGGAACAUCAA